Molecule: messenger RNA, 3015 nt
Organism: Sitodiplosis mosellana (orange wheat blossom midge)
Lineage: Eukaryota; Metazoa; Arthropoda; Insecta; Diptera; Cecidomyiidae
Gene: mio
Product: GATOR complex protein MIOS
Exons: 6
Coding region: 175-2733 (852 amino acids)
Biological process (GO): cellular response to amino acid starvation; positive regulation of TORC1 signaling
Cellular component (GO): cytoplasm
Molecular function (GO): protein binding
Source: RefSeq, a predicted model, not a curated record
AUAGCAGUUUUUGACACAAGCUUCGCUUCGAUGACACUUCGUGUAUUUGAUAACAAAUGUGACUGAAGCGGACAAAAACAAUAAUAUUUUUUGUGAUGAACAUAUGCAUUUCUCUUGAUAUCCAUUGGAAUUAAAUAAAACUUUGUGUGUGUUGUUGUUUGGGUGUGCAACAAAAUGAGUGGAACACCGGUCGAGAUUCAUUGGUUUCCGCGGCAUUGUGAGCGUUUCGUGACUUGGGGCUCCGAGAUAAAUUUGUAUCAAAUUCGAAACACAGAAGAUGUUGACCAUCGUGUAUCAACAAAUAUAAAUUUAGAUAUAUCACAAGCAACAACGGCAACAUUAUUGGCAUCCGAAACGCGAUAUCAAUACAUACGCUGUGUGGCACCAUCAUUCCGAAGUUCGGGCGAUUUGCUAUUGGCUGUUGGUUUGGCAAAUGGAAAAGUUGGACUGUGUAAUUUUGUGUCGCCGAAUGAGAAUAACAUCGAAUUCACGCCAAAACAAUCGCGACCGUGUGUGUGCCUAUCAUGGCAUGAAACUGAGCCGAAUCUUCUGGCAAUUGGUCACGAUAGGAAUCGGUCAGAUCAUUGCAUCACCGUGUGGGACACCGAACGUGGUGUGCCAAAGGAGAAAUCCGUGUUGCAUUUUAUCGGAUUGUCGGAUACAGCCCACUCUUUGUGCUGGGACAAAACAGGGCGAAUUUUAUUCGCUGGAAUGAGUCACAAAUACAUGAAAAUGAUGGACCUAAGACAGAGCUCACCACCAGUCAGUGUGUGUAAUACAAGAGCUUUGCAUGGAUUGACAAUUGCCGCGAAUGGCCGCCUACUGGCGGGUUUCGUCGAUAAUUCCAUCCAUCUAUGGGACAUUCGUCGUAUUGAAAAACCGAUCGCCAUAGCAAACACCGAAAAGAAUAUUAGUGAUAUGAGCUGGUGUCCAUCACGUAAUUCGACAUUGGCAACACUUCAACGCGACUCACCGUUCAUUCAUUUAUUCGAUUUUCAUUGUUCGUCGCCAAACGAAUCGGUGACUGAUGUCGUCACACAUUCAAUCAAACGCAUCGUUUCACCGUUUCAAAAGAAAAUCAGCACAGCACCGAGAAACAUAACCAUUAGCAACAUAUCGUGGCAUCCAUACGAUAUGGAACGAUUACUUGCACUGUCCGGAUCGGGAAUUAUUUGUGAUUUUAAAAUUCCACAACGCAUUGCCAUUUCAUUUGAUGCAAUGAAUAAUUUGUGCGGAGCCAUUGGAUCGCAGCUGAAUUGCUUGAACACACCUUCACCACCAUCGACACCAUGCGAAUCGGUCAGCCCAUGGGAAAAUUCAAACAAUGGAGAGCACACUCCAAGUGGAUUUCCAGAAGACAUUGUCGAUAUUAUGCAUCGCAGAGCCAUCAACGAUUAUGGCAAAUUGACUGACAUUCAGAAAAAUGGUGACUUGGCCAAUAAUGCAGCAUUGAAGUCCGUUUGGCAAAUGCUAGCCCAUAUGCAUCAAGAAGAUUGCGGCCUCGGUUUGAAAGAGAUUAUCGGCAUUAGCGAAACUAUUUUAUUAACUUGGCAAGAUUUUCCAAAUGGACCAGCUAUGAAAGCUUAUAAGAGUGAUCAACGUGAUUUCAGUAGGCAUUUAUGCGGAUGGACAUUCGAUCGCAAUACUAAGGAUAGUUUCCUACAAUAUCUCGAUGGAUUGUGUGCUAAACAAGAGUUCACACGUGCUGCAAUGAUUGCAGUGUUUCAAUUGAAAAUCCGGCUUGCUAUCGAUAUACUGAGCAAAGGUGCUGAUAAUUCACUGGAGUCAAGCAAUUUGCGAAUGGCAGCUAUCGCUUUGUCUGGAUUUAGCUUUGAGAAAAGUGCCAUUUGGAGAUCUCAGUGUGCCACAGCACAGACGCAAUUGUCUGACCCGCAUUUAAGAGCGUUAUUCGCAUUUUUAACACCCGAAAAUGGAUCGUAUGAUAAAGUGUUGAACGAAAGUCGUGUAUCGAUUGGUGAUCGAAUGGCAUUUGCAUGCCAAUAUCUAUCCGACACAAAAUUAUCCGACUACAUAAAAACGAUGAUACAAACAUGUAUAAAAACUCGUGAUUUACAUGGUCUCCUGUUAACCGGUGCAACGACCGAAGGCAUCACACUGCUCCAAAGCUAUUUGGAUGGGACUGAUGAUGUGCAAACGGUUGCUUUGAUUGCGAUAAAAUUUCUACCAAAAGAUUUGCUCGAUGAUCCAAGCGUUCAAUAUUGGAUUCAGUCAUACCGUGAAUUGCUUGAUAUCUGGCGUCUAUGGGAGCAUCGAGCUCAUUUGGAUAUCAUGCUAAGUCAAUUAAAUUCAUCACCAAAACACUUGAAAUCGGUGUUUCUAUCGUGUAGUUUCUGUGGGAAAAAUGUGUCUGCAUGCAUGUACGAUGAGGCGCGGGCACGAUCCGCUUCGUCCAACAUCAACAAAUUAUCAUCGUGCCCGAGCUGUAGAAAGCCAUUGCCAAGGUGUUCACUAUGUUUGCUGCACAUGGGAACAACGAAUGGUGCAUCGUUCCAGAAUAAAUCCGGUCAUCCGUCGUCUGGAUGGCAAUCGAAACCAUUUGCCAAAUGGUAUUCAUGGUGCCAAAGCUGUCGGCAUGGUGGUCACACGGAGCAUCUCACACAAUGGUUCAGCACACACCAAGAAUGUCCAGUCUCUUCGUGUUCCUGCAAAUGUUUUGGCUUAGAUUUUCCACUACCACCACUCAAUGGGAUUGCAUCCGAGACGACUUACUAGAAAAAAUACUUAUCUCGAGAAACUUUUGAUCGAACUUGGUGCUUAAUUCAAUUAAUUUUUGUUUUUUCAUUUAGACUUUUUGAUGUUUUGUUCUUUUUUCGUUGCACUUUUCUUCGUAGCAAUAGCAGUAUGAAGCAAAAGCCUUGUCGUUUUGUAGUUUAGUCAACGAAUUUGUCUUAGAGUUUAAAGUCUAUUUCUGUACAUUUUGCAAAUGUUCAUCCAUUCUUAACUUUUCUAAAAAAAUCGUAUAAUAAAGUGAAAUCAAUAGUAAUGAAAGGAAAA